AUGGCGGGAAUGAUUCCUCGGAUGCGCCAGUCUGUGUGCAGAAGAUGCCUCGCUCAGGCUGCGGUGCGGUCAUCAUACCAACGACGAUACAGCUCUACAUCGACAGAAGACAGAGCGAGAGACGGCGAGAAGGAGGAGAAGAAGAUGAUGAGACUGUCUGAAUCUCAAAAGGCAUACCUCAGCGGCGCUCUCCGGGUCAACCACGCCGGCGAGCUGGCGGCGACGCUCAUCUACGCCGCGCAGAGCCCGCCCGUCACCCGCUCGCACCCUCACCUUCGCCCGCUGAUGAAACACAUGUACGACCAGGAAGCCGGCCACUUUUCCGUCUUCCAGGAGAUGCUGGCCUCCCACCGCGUGCGGCCCACGGCGAUGUACCCCGUCUGGCAGGCCGCAGCCAGCUUUCUCGGCUGGUCGACGGGCGUGAUGGGGCGGGAGGCCGCCAUGGCGUGCACCGAGGCCGUCGAGACCGAGAUAGGAACGCACUACAACGACCAGAUACGGGUGAUUGUAGGGUGGAUGGAGGAUGCAGAGGCCCGGGGGGAGGCCGUGCCGGACGAGCUGCGGCGUCUGGUGCAGACCCUGAAGCGGAUCAGGGACGAGGAGCUGGAGCAUCUCGACCACGCGGUCGAGAACGACGCAAAGGAAGCCAGGCCGUACGAGCCGCUGAUAGGAGUCGUCAGGCUGGGCUGCCGGGCCGCCAUUCAGAUUUCACAGCGGGUGUAG
This is a messenger RNA of Microsporum canis CBS 113480, 723 nucleotides long. Its product is annotated as catabolite repression protein CAT5. The transcript has a single exon. The coding region runs from base 1 to 723 and encodes 240 amino acids. Lineage: Eukaryota; Fungi; Ascomycota; Eurotiomycetes; Onygenales; Arthrodermataceae. Gene Ontology annotation, biological process: ubiquinone biosynthetic process. Gene Ontology annotation, cellular component: mitochondrial inner membrane. Gene Ontology annotation, molecular function: 3-demethoxyubiquinol 3-hydroxylase activity. The record is from RefSeq and is a predicted model, not a curated record.